This is a messenger RNA of Mercenaria mercenaria, 4480 nucleotides long. RefSeq lists its product as uncharacterized. Bases 1723 to 2976 code for a protein of 417 amino acids. The transcript has 2 exons. The record is from RefSeq and is a predicted model, not a curated record. NCBI's taxonomy places the organism in Eukaryota, Metazoa, Mollusca, Bivalvia, Venerida, Veneridae. Gene Ontology annotation, molecular function: protein binding.
AGCCUAGUCCACUGAACAUUUCAUACAAUUCCAUCUGUAUGAAGUCUUGAAAGCCUCGGUAUAAGAUCAAUAUGGAUAAAAUGACGCAUGCCGCAGUCUUACAGCUUAUAGGGUGUUAUUACAUACAACAGAAAUAGAUUUCUAUCAGAGAACACUCACUAGAAACAGAGCGCAGCUUAAUAUCGCUUGCCUGUUCAUUAAAAAUAGCCAUUCGAGAAGUGUUAUUGCGGAUAAGCAAACCUCGGAAAAUAAAUGUGUCUGGAAGAAAUAUGCUUCAUGCUGAGUGAAACAGUAAAUGAUGCCACAGAUUAUGAAUUUAUUGAAUGAUGAUUGCAUGAAUUAUUACAACGUGUUAAGUAUUUUCUUUGAUGUUUAAUAUAUAAACACAAUCUUGAUUCAUAACAAGAAAAUCGGAUUCUAAACAAGGAUGUUCAUAGACUAAAAGUGAAUAGUUUGUUUCUAGAAUUUAAGAACAUAAAACUCCUACAGGGAUUUUCAGUAUUCGCAUUUAAAAAAAAGAGAACAGAAACACACAAGUUAUACGAAUGUGUUGGAUCAAAAACAACUAAGAGGGAAAUUAAAUCAAAGAAAAGAAGCGUAAAUUUUGAUUGAACUUACAAAAUUUACUUUGAAGUGUAAGGUGUCCAAGAGAUAGAAAACAGAUUACUAGGAUGAUACCACGCCGCAAGCAAAAGCCAUAAAUCAUAAGCUCCUCUAGAGACUGCAAAAUAUCUGGCCAGGAAAGAAGACACUGCCGCAGGAAAGUCACUGCUAUUUUAAGACCACCUUAUAAAACAUUGGAAGAUGGUAUCUAAUUUCUGCAAACCAGCUUUUAAGAAAAUUAAAAUACCAGUGUUUUGUUUCUAAAAGUAACCGUUGUAGGCAGUGCAAUAACAUACUUGCGAUAUUUGUAAAACAGUUACAGUGGCAUGUGCGUAGUGGCAUCUUUCAGUGAUGACAUCUGACAUAUUGAGUACUGUAUGUCUACUGUUUAUUUAUAAACUUUAUCAUACGAUCUGGAAUUAAGUGCGUGUGUAUCGCAAUAACGGAAAACAGAGAAACGAGAAAAGUGCAAUGUCAUUACAAAUAUCAUUUUCAAUUUUAAUCAAUGAGAUCUUGCGUGUUUAAGCUAUUUGAGAGAAAAAAUAUUUGUACCAGACACUAAAAUAUGUGUGACAUAAUGUGUAAGUCCUUUUGCAGAGGCUGAAUGAUUACAUAAGCGGAAUGUAAAAACGAUAUGAAUAGCAACGGCUUAACAAUACUUAUACUUUGAAAGUGAAUCUAAAAUUUUCUAUAAUGAUUUUUCGAAUACAUUUAAAAUUAUAGUUCCAGUACAGAUUUGCUACAUAUUCUGGCCACGAGUUUGGAAAAGUAAAUUCGGUUACUAAAAAUAACAGGUUCUUGACAAACACUAUGUUUUGUAGUUGAUUUUACAACGAAAGUACAUGUAAAUAUCGUCUUCGAUAAUUAUCAAAAUUAUCAUAGUUAACACAUGCUUGUGAUAUACGUCAUUCACUGUGUUCGCGAACAGCAAGUAUCUGCUUACAGCGCUCAGGCUAUUUAAGAGCAACGCAAUUAUUUCAUAGGAAUUCAACAUUUAACAUCAGAUACGAGCAAAGGAAUAUUGUUUUCCACAUAUCGAUCUCGGACUAUUCUUAUAGAAUUAAAUUAACUUUGCAAAGAAUUUUGUGCAAUUCAAAGUGUGUGUUAAUGCGGUUGUAAAUGGUUAUUGCAAAUAUGGAUACGUCAACUCCUAUUGAGGAUAGCUUUCUUGAAACAUUUGAAGUUUCCUCUUCAACAGCUUCGGCAAUACAGAUGGCGUGGCAUAUUCGUGCUUCAAACAUUCCAUUUGUGGAAGGAUUUCGUGUUCAUUAUCAAAAGGUCGCAAGUACGUACAUUCAGUACGGACCUAAACUGCAUCCCACAGACAACGAAUAUGAGAUAGGUAAUCUAGUAGCUGAUACAUACUACAAAGUAUGUCUUGUAGUUUACCGCAACGACAGCAUUCCCUUUAGGGAGUGCACCGAUGCAUCGACGACAAAUUGGCAAGUUCCUGUUUCCAUAGGAAGUAGUAUUGGGGCCGUUUUAGCUCUUUCAAUGAUUGUUUUCAUUGUUCUGUUAUCACGAUGCCAAUUACCGCUAAAAUACAGACGCAAGAAAUCAAAGAGGUCACAGAAAUACGACACUAUUUCAUCAAACUAUCAUGAUGAUCAGUAUGAAUUCAGUGAAACGGUCACGCAUGGGCCGGACGACGACUAUACAUCAGAGUACGAUCAUGAGGAAGAGAGUUACUACGAACUAUCACCUACGGAACCUCGAAGGCCUAAACAGUUUCUUCCAGAAAAACCUAACAUUCCGAAUGGCUUAGGUAGGAGUCAUGUACAUCCCCAUCAAUUUGCACACCAUCAAAGUCAACACAGAAACUCCCUUGGGCGUAUUCAGUACCCUCCGUCGCAUCAUCACGGGCGCCAGUUUCGUGCAUAUUCUAUACAAGCUGAUGGAAACGUCUGUUUUUUCAAUCAGCCAUGUUCACCAUUAGCAAAAGACCCAAGAAAGAACUCAUUAGGAAAAGAAAGUCGUCAAUCUGAUGACCUAUAUCAUGAUUGCUCACAUGUUCCAGCUGCAAGAAAAACUUCAAUGAAGGAAUUUUCUCCAACGAAAUUUGAACUCUCUUCGGCUCACAAGUUAUGCUCAUCGGCUGCUCAAGCUUUUACUUUUAUUGACGAAAUUCCAGAACAUGUUUCAAAAUCAUCCUUAAACCGGUCGAAUGAGUCAACAGAAAUAUUAUCAAAUUCGAAUUCGAAAGAACCGGCAAAUUUGUUGAUAACUGAUAUAGAUUUUGAUGAUUUGAGUCGGUAUGGAGCAGCAGGCGGAAGUUCGCCACCAGAUAAAUCAAAUAAAACAAUAGAAAUGUCUGCUUCACACAGAAUGCUUGCUGUUCCUGAAAGUGUGUCAUUUGAUGAGCAUUCCGUGUAGGACAGGUUAAUGUCUGUUAUGUUGUUUGCUAUAAAAAGUGUUUUUUAUAAAAUCGGAUGCAUAUGAAUACUCAAAACGUAUGUGGUUUUCAUGAAUUAUAUUUGAAUGAUGUGUAGAGGUGAUGCAAGACAACUAAGCAAUUUCGAUGCUAUUCCACGAGAAAUAGUGUCAUGAAAAAAAAAGCUAUUGUUAACAAUCCCUUUUAGGAAGCACAACAAGAAUGGUUCAUUUUGUUAGAUGUAUCUUGGUUAACGGCGUAAUGUUUUGGUAAUGGCACUUUUUUAAACGUCUCCUGGUUAUGUUUGUUCAAUUCAAAUAAUUAUUCAUAAUACUUCAGUGAUGGAUUUGUAUUGAUAUUGGUCGGCAAAGGACUCGUUAAUAUUAUCCCAGUCAUUGUUUCUGGGGCCAAUUGAAAAUAUAUAGAAACGCAUAGAAGUCAUGUUAUGGCAUUGUGUAAAAAGAUGUAUUCGGUAUUACUUUUAGUUCUAUGGUCGAAGGAACUUUCAAUUCGAACGUUUCAUUUUUGUCUUAAAGAUAGAAGCAAAGUUAUUAUGAAUAUUAAUCAGUCAAUUUCUCGUAAUUACUCAUUUACAAAUCUGUCAGCAUAGUUAAUAUACAUCGACUUAAUGACUGACUAAACAGUUACAUAGGCUAAUAGUCAUUUCAUAUUUAUAUAAUCUGUUGACAUAUCUAGCCUGGAUGAAAUACAAAGUGAUCUUUGUUCUGUACUAUAUUCUUAUACAAUGAAUGUGAUUUGAAGAUUAUGAAAGCAAGUUAUAGAAAAAUGAAACUUCUGUUAUUCUCGAUUCUCUUCGUAUAUAUCUAUCAAAUAGGGACGAAUCACUGCUACAAGCUAAAAAUAGCAACUAUAGGUCAAAUGGCGACUCUCGAGCUUUGAUGGUGGAGGAAGAACCCAGAUGCCCCUCUGUGCAUUAUUUCAUCACGGAUGGGCACCUGGGUAGAACCUCCGACCUUCCGUAAGCCAGCUGGAUGGCUCCAUCACAUGAAGAUUUCAACGCCUUGAUAGACGUAAUGAGCUGAUAGAGAUAUCAACAUCAAUAUACGGGGAGAAAAAAAUACGGUCAUAACACAGUUCUUAACGACUGCUGAUAGUCAAAAUAAAUCAUAUCGUAAUGCAUUGACAACUUUUAAAAUCUGUAGGUAAAUGUUAUUUUUUUCUGUAAUGCACAUUUGCACACCAUCAUAGUAUAAACAUUACCUUAACGACGUCCCUUCGCUUUCUACUAAAAUAGUAUUUUAAUUUGAUAACUACUGUAACAACAGUUUAACUUUAAUUUGUUACUUUUUGACUACAUUUGUUACAUUCACAGACUACUGUCAGUGUCAUAGAUAUGAAAUUAUUUAAUUUUAGAUGAAACAGUUAUUUUCUAGAAAGUGUAUAGAUUUAGUGAUAUGUAUUUAAGAUGGCUAAUGAAACCGCAAAAUGUUUUCUACGGUAUAUUUUAUGCAUACAUUACUUAAUAAAUUUUAACUUACUUGUUUA